AUGAAUGAUUUUAAGACAUUGAGGGAAAAAAUUGUAAUGGAACAUAAAGAAGGUUUGAGUAGGAGGUAUUUCAAUGCAACAGGUGAAAAACCAAGUGAUGAAGUGAUAUAUAAGAUGAUUAAAGAAGGUGGACAGGUUGAGAUUUUCGCAGGGAAAGCAGAAAUAGAUUUGGAAAAUAUAGAGAGGCAGAAAGCUGUCAAAGGGAUACAGAGAAGUUUAUUGGAGUUGCACCAAGUUUUUCUUGAUAUGGCAGUUUUGGUUGACGGACAAGGGAAGCAGAUGGACAAUAUCAAAAUGAAUGUUGCGCGUGGUUGA
This is a messenger RNA of Papaver somniferum (opium poppy), 315 nucleotides long. Its product is annotated as syntaxin-112-like. The transcript has a single exon. Gene Ontology annotation, cellular component: endomembrane system; plasma membrane; SNARE complex. Gene Ontology annotation, molecular function: SNAP receptor activity; SNARE binding. Gene Ontology annotation, biological process: exocytosis; intracellular protein transport; vesicle fusion. The record is from RefSeq and is a predicted model, not a curated record. Lineage: Eukaryota; Viridiplantae; Streptophyta; Magnoliopsida; Ranunculales; Papaveraceae. Bases 1 to 315 code for a protein of 104 amino acids.